Molecule: messenger RNA, 267 nt
Organism: Sphenostylis stenocarpa
Lineage: Eukaryota; Viridiplantae; Streptophyta; Magnoliopsida; Fabales; Fabaceae
Source: the annotation of a GenBank genome assembly
AUGCAUGUGAAGGUCCUCCUUCUCAGCCACAGCCACGCCUCCUCUCUCUCACGACACGCCACCAUCGCGCAGUCGCGCCUCCCUCACCACUGCGACCGGUCCAGGUUGCAGCCGCCACCACUAUCGCGACACGUCGAGGGAAGAAGCAUGGUGUGCAUGCUAUGGCCACUAGCACAUAGAACACGUACAUCCAUGAUUACUUUCACAUCUUUAGAAACCCAGAUUUUGUGCAAUGGAAAAUGUUGGAUUGAAGGUGUUCCAACGUAG